UCAUGGAUUCGCAAUAUGUUGAAAAUGUUAACCCGAAUUUGGUGAAGGCGUCUGAACGGGAGGCAGCGGAAUGUGUAUCUCUUGAAGUUUUGCAAGUGGUGAAAGAUGUGCAGCAACAACAUGGCUUGAGACACGGAGACUUUCAAAGAUACAGGCAGUACUGUUCCAGGAAAUUGAGGAGAAUAAGAAAGGUUGUGAACUUCCAACAAGGAACCAAGCACAAAGUUCAGCCGAGGAAGAUAACCGCGGAGACAUUGAAGGAUCAAAGAUGUUUGUACAUACCAUUGAUGGAGGCUGAAAGGUCAUGGGCAUAUGCUAUGCAAUUGAAAUCGGAGGCAAACACAGAGCCGAGAAAGCAUUUCCACAUGAUGAACAGAUUGAAGAAGGCAGUUCACCAUGCUGACCAUCUCCAGAAAGUCGUUGCUGAUGAACAGGCCAACUGUGAUGCAAGGACCAAUCUUGAAGUCAAGGCUUACUGUUCUUGGAUGCAUGGUCUUUUAAACUUUGAGUUGCAGCAUUGGAAAGUGGCCUUAGAUAAUUUUAUAAAAUCUAAAGUGAUCUGUGAGAAGUUGUCAGAGGCUGUAGCAGGAGAUGUCAAGGAAAUCUACAUACAGAGGUGUGCCGAACUGGUUCCAAACAUCAGGUACUGUGAAUACAACAUUGGUGAUGUCAGUGCCGUUGAAGAUCUCAUGCAGAUGAGACUGAACAUCACACAUGAAGAUCCUCUCACUUCUAAACUGGAUGAGUUGAUAGAGAUGACUCGGGAGAAGCAGUCCAGUUCAUUAUCUGAGGUGACCUGGCUCGCCAGAACUAUUCCUGUCAAGAACAUUCAAGUACGCAGGUUGUUGUUGAGCAUGCAGCAAAGUUCCAACCAGCUGAGAGAUGCAGGUGCAGAACAGAAACUUUCCAUGUACGAAAGUCUCUUGAAGGAAAUCAUCGAGGCCCAACAGUCCCAUAAGGAUGAAUUCAAAGAUGACGGGAUCUUUAAGGCUCUAAUCAGCAAGAUGAAGCCGGUGGAGGGACAAGUGCCAUCAUCAGUUUAUCUGCACACCUACCUGGCCUACCUGAGGCAGUCAACAACCACUGAAAGGAAUCUACUCAUGAUCAGUUUACUUAAAUCAGAUGAAAGCAAAAAAACCAAGCCGCAGGAUCUUGCUCGACUUUAUGAUGUCAUCAUCCAGAACUUGUCAGAGAUCGGUCAGUUGCCAGGACUUGAGGAUAAGGAAGCAUUCCUGAAGGAAGUUGAUACUCAGAUACUGGCUUACAAGGCUUUCAGAUGUUUUCAUGUGGCUCAGACUUAUGAGUAUUUGAAAAAAUACAAAGAAGCCCUAGCCUUAUACGACAGGUCAGUUCUAUAUGCUCAGAUGUCCUUGAAGCAACUUCUUAAAACCUCGAUAGAAAACACAAAGAAGGAGUCGCUUAGCAAAGAAUUGCGCGAGUUGAUGUCGAACGUUGACGGUCUGAAGUACUUUAUCAGAGCUUCCAGCAUACUUGAUGGACAGAAUGAACCUGACACAAAAGUAUCACUAAGCAGCUGCAACAAGCCACUGAUUGAACGACUACAUGAAUAUGUUGAAGUUGGUGGGAACGUUAAGAAAACAUCAUUGGUCAACUUACCACCCGAGUUUGAACCCACCCCUGCCAAGCCGUUCUUCUUUGAUCUCGCCCUCAGUUCUAUUGACUUUCCAUCAUUGGACGAUCGACUGGAACAGAAAAAGACUCAAGGUGGACUGACUGGCUACUUUAAGAAGUGGAUUUGGGGAGGAGGUGAGAAGCAGUGAUCACGAUAAUCAUAUAUGAUUAUGAUAAUGACAGGAGUGUCGUUGAUGUCACGAUGGCUUCAACAUAAGUUGAUGUCAUUUCAACAUCAGCGUUGAUGUCAUUUUGGUGCUGAUAAUAAACGCUGUUGAUUAACAGGCAGUUUAGUCGUUUUUCUUUCUUUAUCAGUCACACAUUAUCACGAGAGACUGAUUGUAUUCGACGUUUGGAAUGUUAUCCACGUUUAACAUUUCUCAAGUAAUAGUUCUAAAUUAUUAUUUAAUAAAUUUUUAAUCAAA
This is a messenger RNA of Helobdella robusta, 2057 nucleotides long. RefSeq lists its product as hypothetical. Gene Ontology annotation, molecular function: signal recognition particle binding; 7S RNA binding; endoplasmic reticulum signal sequence receptor activity. NCBI's taxonomy places the organism in Eukaryota, Metazoa, Annelida, Clitellata, Rhynchobdellida, Glossiphoniidae. The record is from RefSeq and is a predicted model, not a curated record. Gene Ontology annotation, biological process: SRP-dependent cotranslational protein targeting to membrane. The annotation marks the transcript as partial. The transcript is spliced from 13 exons. Gene Ontology annotation, cellular component: signal recognition particle, endoplasmic reticulum targeting.